AUUACCUCCUCUUCCACCUCCUCGUUCACCUCCUCCUCCUCCUCCUCCUCCUCGUCCACUUCCUCCUCCCCCUCCUCGUCCAUCUCCUCCUCCUCAUCCACCUCCUCGUCCACAUCCUCCUCCUCCUCGUCCACCUCAUCCUCCUCAUCCACCUCCUCGUCCACCUCCUCCUCCUCCUCAUCCACCUCCUCCUCCUCCACCUCCUCCACCUCCUCCUCCUCCACCUCCUCCUCCUCCUCCUCCUCCUCGUCCACCUCCUCCUCGUCUACCUCCUCCUCCUCCUCCUCGACCACCUCCUCCUCCUCAUCCACCUCCUCGUCCACCUCCUCGUCCACCUCCUCGUCCACCUCCUCGCCCUCCUCCUCCUCCUCCUCAUCCACCUCCUCCUCAUCCACCUCCUCGUCCAUCUCCUCCUCCUCCUCGUCCACCUCCUCCUCGUCCACCUCCUCGUCCACCUCCUCCUCCUCCUCCUCCUCGUCCACCUCCUCCUCAUCCACCUCCUCGUCUACCUCCCCCUCCUCCUCGUCCACCUCCUCCUCCUCAUCCACCUCCUCGCCCACCUCCUCCUCGUCCACCUCCUCCUCCUCAUCCACCUCCUCGUCCACCUCCUCCUCCUCGUCCACCUCCUCCUCCUCCUCCUCGUCCACCUCCUCCACCUCCUCCUCCCCCUCGCCCACCUCCUCCUCCUCGUCCACCUCCUCCUCCUCAUCCACCUCCUCCUCCUCGUCCACCUCCUCCUCCUCCUCGCCCACCUCCUCCUCCUCGUCCACCUCGUCCACCUCCUCCUCCUCGCCCACCUCCUCCUCCUCCUCGUCUACCUCCUCCUCCUCCUCCUCCUCAUCCACCUCCUCGCCCACCUCCUCCUCCUCAUCCACCUCCUCACCCACCUCCUCCUCCUCAUCCACCUUCUCAUCCACCUCCUCCUCCUCCUCCACCUCCUCCUCCUCGUCCACCUCCUCCACCUCCUCCUCCACCUCCUCCUCCUCCUCCUUGUCCAACCCCUCGUCCACCUCCACCUCCACCUCCUUGUCCACCUCCUCCUCGUCCACUUCCUCCUCCUCCUCGUACAUCUCCUCCUCCGCCUCGUCCACCUCCUCCUCGUCCACUUCCUCCUCCUCCACUUCCUUCUCGUCAAUAACUGACCAUUAA
Messenger RNA from Oncorhynchus kisutch (coho salmon), 1149 nucleotides. RefSeq lists its product as uncharacterized. The record is from RefSeq and is a predicted model, not a curated record. The annotation marks the transcript as partial. The transcript has a single exon. NCBI's taxonomy places the organism in Eukaryota, Metazoa, Chordata, Actinopteri, Salmoniformes, Salmonidae.